AGGCAAAACAAGCUCCUCAGCAGCUCCCUUGACCCCAGCUCCCUUAAUGAUCCUCGUUCGUACCGUCUAAGCUCGACUAGCUUCUUUUUCCUUUCAACAUAUCAAUUUCUCAACUUCUCCUUGUGAAACCGUCGAUAACCGUUGAACCCUUAACCCUCAUUCCUUUUCACCAACAGCCCUUCUCUUUCCUUCAUAUUGAUACAUAUGCUACUGUGCUUCGGACAUCUAUUACUAUAUUUUCCACUUAUUUACCGUGCAUACCUUCCUUCCUUCGAGACAGGGGUCCCAUCAUACGCCAAGCGUAUCCCCCCAUAGCUAAUGCGGGGUGGUCAGGGCACUACUGUUGGCCGUGAGAGUCACCGGAAACUCUAUUUCUAAAUCUAAACUAUAAGUUCGGGCCCACCCUCGAUGCUUUAUAGACUCGUUAAUUCGUGAGCUAUUCAUCUCCCUACACUCGAGGUUCUAGGAGAAGCUCUGUUUUCCCGUCCAAAUAUUGAAUUUCGCGUUGACGCGGAGCUCUAAAACAUGGCACCGGCCAACAUUGAAGCCUCCCUUCAGCCAGGGCUCAUCCUCCGCAUGAGCCCGGCUGACUUUGCCUCCCACCUUUGCGGCCUUGUUGCGAGUGCUCCCGCUGAUCAAGGUGACGCAACUGUCGCUGCGAUCACGAGCCAAUUGCAAUCCCAUGUGCACAGCAACGCCAUCCCGCCCAUACUCUUUUCCAUAUGGCUUCCCAUGGCCCUGGCCCAUCUGCCUCAACUACUUGGGGAUGUACUCGGCGACAAGGAGUCAAGCGGCAUGCGGAAAGCUGGUACGAGACAGUUGCGUCGAAUACGCAGGGGCCGGAACUGGUCCGAGAACGAGUGGAAGGCCCUUGGAGGGAUUGAAGGCGUCCGGAGCCUCUUCAAUAAUUUAUCUGUGUCAGAUGUCCGUCCGCUGGUUAUGGCCAUUUCUGUGGGUGCGAGAACCAGAGGGGCCGCCGGAGACGAGGCAGUGGACCAUAUUCUGGAGGCUCUUACAGGUGGGAGUAGCGAGGUGCAGCGACUUGAGUUGAACGACAUUGCGAGUCUACUUGUGUCAUGCAGCACUCCCUUUGUUACUAAGUGGCUGUCGAAGGAGCCCCUGCCAUCGUUCCCUCUACGUGCCCUGUUUAAAUGGCUUGUGGGAAGCCGACCAGAUCUAGCACGGAACAUCGCGACAGGCGCCGCGAAGGUUCAUCCUGAGGUCAGAUCUUCCUUGGUGACGAACCCCCCAGCCGGACUUAUUUGGUCGCCUGCGCCAUAUAAACCAAAAUACACCACUGUCGAAUUAUCACCAAAAUCACCCCCAGGGAUGCGUUUCUGUUUCGACUUGUUACAUUCGUUGCGAACAGAACCGAUGUCUAAAACGGGCCCUUCUGCGGAAGAUAUCCUCAAGUUUGUACAAAUUGCCGAAAAUCAGGCUAUACGGCAUAAGACGCCAUUUGACGAUAUACUGUCGUUAGUCCAAGUCGGCUUGGACGUGGCUGAGCUCCAGGUUGAAAAACUAAAACUUAAACUGACUGAUCCACGCCUGGUGGCAUUAAUAUACUAUUGGUCUAUGGCGAAAUACCCCGAUUACAUCCCGGAUUGCUCCAUCAAUCACAAGAAGGGCCCUCUGUCAGCGGCAUCGCAUCCAUCGCGGCCAAACGCCAAGCACCAGGCGGACCUAGAAACGCUCAUUGUGCAUAUCAUAAAGUCAGCUAUCCCAUAUAGCAACGUGUAUUACAUGAUAUAUGAACUCUUUGAACUACUGCCAAAGAAGUCGUUUGCGCCCUCUGCAGGACUGCCAUUGCUAAAGCUUUUAUAUUGCCAUAUACCGACUGUACGGGUUGACUUGGACAGCCCGCACUUGAUUGAUGAAGAAUGGCGACGCAUUGACUUAGAUGCCGCUAUUUUGACCAAGCUUCCCUCCAGCGACUCCAAAUGGCUUUUUGGCCGACGACCCAAUUUGCUAGACGCGGGGAGUUUGAUCACAUUCUACCAGAGAGGUUCGCCUUGGACAAGUGUAGAUACCGAUACACCCUGGUGGUUCAAGCACGGCCUGCUAAAGAUUAUGUGGGAAGUCGAAGACGCCCAGCCGAGAAGUGGCUUCUACGAGACUCUCAAAUUUCUUGAAAAGGUUAAGACAGAAGCCGAAAAAAGCCGAGAUCCAGAUAUCAGAGCGAGUUGGGCCCUCAGAGCCGCUGAGGUGGCUGUAAGUAGCAAUAGUGUUGCCAUCAUGAGGGACGUGACAGUCUGGUCUAGACGUUAUCAACGCGACCAUAACGUCUACCCUGUUAUCACUGAGAAACUACAACACUGGUCGGCUGGCGAUGUCCUAUCAUGUGUAACGCUUCCUCCGAACCGACGACCAGCAUCUCUUUCAGAGCUCAAGGCUCUUGUUGACGAAGCAAACUCGAUUCUCUCACUUCAUAUUGAAGCAGCCGUUCAAUACCUCAGGGAGCCUAGUUUCAUACCCAGCAUGUUUAUCAGCUUGGACAGAUUGUUACGCGAAGUUUUAGACACGCGAAUAGAUGGGGUGCAGACCCUCCGGAAACUAGGCUUGGGAAGCAAAAGCGAGCUUGUGUCGAUUCUGAUCGAAUCAAUGAUGCCAGUAUUAUUGCUCUACGAAGAAACGUCCUUGGUCGAUGGGAACGGACCAUUGCGUUGGGAUACUCCGAAUGGCCCUCUACGAACGGAACCAAUUUUUAGCCCUCGCCGCUUAUUUGCUCUGCCGUUUCUUGACAACUUAGCCAAACGCAGAGACGAGUUAUGGGCCCAGGCACGCCUAAAGCGGAACGAUCUUGUUGCAACUCUCGACAAAGGCUGGCCCAGAGGGUUGCCAAUCCAAUAUCUGUUUCCUGAGGACCAGUGGAUGGUACAGGCCCUUGCAAAUCCUGAAGCAGCACCAUUCGUAGCGGAGAGAGUGAGAAACGUCAUAUUCUGCGAUGCUGAAACUGCUCUGGUACCAAUCCCCCACAACACGGAAGCCAUUGGUUUGUUUGUCGACAAGCUGGAUGUUGCAAUACGGUCGUAUGUUGGCAGCGGGUCGUCGGCUGGGGCGUUAGGACGGAUUGAACGCGUCUGGGAGCACUACUCUCACGUCGUUCCUGCGGCUGCUGGGCACAUUCAGUUUGUAAAAUCGGUCUUAAAGGAUAUUGCUUCAUCAGGUGGAAUAGAGUGGUUGAAGGACGACGUCGUGUCUCCCCUGCCACCGUCCUUGCCUGUCUCCGAAAACAACUUCGAGGUUGACCUGGAGCCGACGGAGUGGGACCCUCGGCCCAAUGGUGGCGGCCGUGACGACAAGAUUACCAAAAAUAACAAAGUAGACGAAAAACCCCAAAACCUACUCCUAUCUCGAGUUUCGGCUACCAAAAGUGUGCACUACCGGUGUUCAUGGUACCAGCAAGAAUUCAGUAAACCAGUACACUCAACUCUGACAAAGUCAGUUGACUCAGAGCCAGGUUUCUGGAGGACAUGGAUCAAGGAGAUCCAUAAACUACCAAUGUCGAGCAGAGAUGCCCUCGUGGCAUCAGCUAUGUUGUAUCUUGAUGCAUUCGUGGCUGGAAAUAGUCGUCUUCUUUCCAACCAAUUUCCUGCUGGUGCAUUCCAUCCUCGAUAUCCACCAAUGUACCUAGACUACGAAUUUCUCUCCAGUGCUGGAAAAUCAAGCAACACCGAAGUGUACGUCAAGGAUGCUAUUAUUGCUCUUCGGAAACUGAAAUCGAUUGUUCCACCACUGUUAUUAAGAGACUUGGCAAAUUCGAUGCUCAACAAGCUUGUCGAUAUGGGGAAUGAUGAACAUAAUCAUCAGCUCGAAUCCGCUACGUUUAAAAUUAUCUCACUUCUUUCGCACUCGGAUCAACCUCACCUUGCCUCUGAUCUAGGCCUUAAGGUAAUUGAGAAGAUGCCGGAUUCUUCAUCAUGGCACCGGAGGGUUAUUUCCGUAGGACUGUGCAAGAGAUUAACUUCUACGCAAGUCGAAGACAUGCUGCAUAAGUUUUCCCACUACAUCGUCGAUUCACUCAAGGGGCAGCAUGCAGGCCAUGAAACCGAGAACGUGGAAUAUAGCCAAGACCAUCCUAAGCGCAAAUACGCAAAAGUAACAACCAUAAAAUUACUGGCGGAGUUGCUUGAAAACGGAGAUUUAGUCUCGAACAAGAUCUCUCUGGAUAUCCUUCGGUCUCUAUUUGUUACAAGCAAUCACAUCGACGUGAAGGUCGCAGCCCUCAGUGCAAUUAGAGAACUACUUGGAAAAAGUGUUCGUUUGGGCCUUGAGCCAGACCUCAGGGCCUACAAAACUUUCACUUCGUUUGCUUACGCGGCAACUGGCCCCGACGAGAGAUCAGUUGUUUCAGAAGCCGAAUGGCUAGCUGCGGAAAAUGGAGGCCCUCUUCCCAACUGCGACAAGAAACGGCCCCUCCUCGAGCUUUUUCUUUGGGCAAAGAGUAGAAUACCCGACAAGUUCCAUGAAGAUUACGUGAGCAGUGUCUUGUUGAAGAUUCUUGAUGAAUCUACGAGGCAGCAUACUCGUUGGAUGCGGAUAUUUCUUGGAAGGUUUAAUCUGUCAGCUAAAGAGGCAUCUUUCGCUUCCUUCGGCCCCUUCGAACAAAUUUUUCAUUCCCACCCCCCCGGCGUUGAGAACUAUGCGGACAAAUUGCUGUUAGAGUGGCCGGAGUACAUUUCAAAAGAUUAUCUCCUUCUAAACCGGGAAUUGUCAUUGUCACUGGGGUACCGCGACUGCGAAAAACAUGCACAUAUUAAUAAAAAGAUAACUGCCGAAGACCCGACAUUAUGGGAGACGAAUGCUGGUGAUCAUUGGAGACACUACCUCGAGACUCAUACGGAGUACAGAAGUGCAUUUGAACCUCUUGGCCGGCUCAUGCGACAAAAUAUACAACCUCGUGUCCCAGACGGGAUAACCCUCGAAGAUGUGGAAGAAGAAUACUUUCAACGCGUUGCAAUCGCAGCUAGGGACCCCCGUUGUUACAAAGACAGAGAUUCCAUUGUGUCCCUGGAGCCAUUUGAAUACGCGAUUAGCCUAUUGGUAUCCCCUGGUGACUCGAGGCACAAUUUAAUUAGCAUAUUAGUAUCUUAUGGUGACACGGGGAACAUGGUAGAAAGCAAACGCCGACUUUUGGAAAGAAUCGUUACUGACGUUCGGGAUCUGCAUACCAAAAUCAGGCCGGACGAAUCAUCGGAGAGGCCUCCGCUUCUCCCUUCCCUGUGGAAUCUCCGCUGUAAGCUCGCUAUGACCUCUCCAUUGAUAGAGUUGGUAGAGCGCGUCAACUCUCUGUGCGAAGAAUGUGCUCAAUCAUCAUUUGCUAUGGGCCAGUACCAGCAACUUGUCAACGCUGUUAGCACCAUUCCGUCCGACAGCAAGACCUUCCUCUUAGUCAAGCUAGGAGUGGCGGCACAGAAUCAGCACGAUACUUUUGCGGGGUGUAUCAAGGCGCAAUUGGUGCAUCACCUUCUUCAGGGGACCAAAACUAUAACUGCACCGGAUAUGCGUAUGGAGGUUCAAGCGCUGUUGGCGUCGUGGUUGGAUAGCACGAAUGAUAAUAUCCGCAGGCUUGCUUUUGGCCAGGCGGAAAGGUUUUCUAAAGUCAAAGCAAAAAUCACUUUGGCGUGAAACUUGUCAUCACUAUCCUGAUUCUGAAGACGCAGAGGAAGACUUGGAAAAUUAGAAGAUGAAUUCGAAGAGGGCGACAAUGGCGAAAACAAGAACGAAAACGGGGAAUUGUAAUUUGCUGUUGUGCAAGGCGUGAAAUGCACCUUUACCAACAACACGAUGGGUUGGUGAACAUAAUAUAUUUGAAUGAGUAUCCCAAAUUAAAUAUACUUACAACUACAUUUUAUUUGAAUGAGCUGCCUUGGAAAUUAAGUAUGGGUUUAAUCUAAUGUGGAAAUUUACGGUGAAAUCAAGAGCAAGGUGAAGCAUACAAGACAGCUUCACAUGAGUGCAAAGUAGGAUGUAUCAUUUUAUUCGCUAUUCCACUAUAUAAGAGAUAAACAUCUCAAAGCCAUAUAAUCUCAAAAUAACGUGUUAUUAAUAUUUUACAAGAUAAAAGG
Molecule: messenger RNA, 6068 nt
Organism: Pseudogymnoascus verrucosus
Lineage: Eukaryota; Fungi; Ascomycota; Leotiomycetes; Thelebolales; Thelebolaceae
Exons: 1
Coding region: 526-5628 (1700 amino acids)
Source: RefSeq, a predicted model, not a curated record